AAUAUUUUGCAUCACUCCAUCUUAAAAUUUAAAUAAACUAAAAAGGGAAUGCUACUGAUGCUACUAUUUUCCAGUAUGGUCUCAUUCUGAAAAUGGGCACCCAUUUGUGAAACAAUUAAGAAAGGUUAUGUGGAGAAUAUACUAUAAUCCAUUGCUGCAUUAUGUAGAAAUCAUAGUCUAUUAAGUCAUCACAAUCCAAUGAAAUGAUUGAAAGUGAUGGAGAGAGGGUGAGAACCCACCAUUGGGACCAUGCCUUCGUCUGGUGGUCCCAACUUUCUCUCUGCAUUGAAUGGUGACGACCCAGGGGACAAUGUAUUUUCAAUGCACAGUGGAUUUUAGGAUGUUUUCCUGUAGUGUUUUGGAGCAAGGACUAGGGUUUUGGGAUUUGCUGGGGUCCCAAGCCUGAGUCAGGCAACUCAACUCAGCCACUCCUGUCAAAGGCGAGGACUGAGUCUUAAAAGCAAUAACCCCAAAACCUUGGGAUCUGGCAAGACUUGGCUAAUAUACCCAAGGUUUUUCUUCCGGGCUCGACAGCCUGCUCAGUCCGAGUAACCCAGGCUAGUCUAAGUCAACUCGGUGAGUUUUGGAAUGCUGUUUUCUGUAGUUGUGUGUAUCUAAUAAACUAGUGAUCUGGGGAGGACUUAGAAAUUCUUCAUUCUGGGUGUACAGGCGCUCGUGUCAGCAUUGAAGAAUGGUGAUACAAUGCCUUUCAUUUAUGAGACGGAAUUCCUCCUCUUUUCAUGUUAUGCCUAGGAUAUUGCAGCAGCUCGUUUUGUAUUUUAUGCAAUUGCUUAAAUAUAUAUCAUGGUUAGAGAACUUAGGACUUGAGCUCAGCUUGGACCUACCUAUCAGUCCAUUAACCUCGUGACCCAACUGUGCGUGACCUAUGCGGUGUAUGUAUGUGAGUAUAUAUACACGGAGAGGGAGAUAACAAUUGAAUUAGUAGUUGACCUAUUUCAUAUAAGAGUUUAUAGGUCGCUUCUAAAAUAAGUGGAGCCAAGGUCCAUUGUAGAGCUACAAUUCUUUUGUCAAAGCAGACUAUCCUUUAGUAUUCAGAUAUGCUAUAUAUCAUAUUGUACAGAGGAAAAGUAAUAUAUUAGGGGACUCCUUACUGUAACAAUGAUUUUUUGUGAGAACUAAAUGUAGAUAUGAGCAAUGAUAUUGCCACCUUACGUUUUAGUUUAGAACAGCAAGAAAACAAAAUGCAGUUAGCAAAAUCAUGAGUGGAAAAAGCAAUCACAUCCCACUCUACAAUUCAAAAUUUUAAAUACGCUACAAUUGACACAUUAUGGUAGUUAAUGACUCAGUACUCUGAAGAUAUAGAAAGUAAUAGAGCAAUCAAGAGGCAUUAAUUUAGGAAAAGAAUAUUACACAUCCCAUAGGAGAAAACAUGAGUAUUAAUAGGCCUAGAAAGUGACCGGGUUCACAAGCUCACAUGGUGGUUCUUGUCAACCUGGUCAAGUUCCUGGUUGACCCAGAAAGUUUUUAAACCAUGAAUGUUUAGUGGGCACUUAUAUGUUAUUUAGAUUGUUGUGCAUGUUAAACAUAUCAUCGGUACGUAUCCAUGCCUCAAUUGUGUGAUGGUGGGUUAAUUCUUAUGGUUGCGAUCAAUUGCACCCUUUAUCAAUAUCAUCUUCUGUAUUUCAAUUUGAUUCCUUUAAUGUCUUGUGUAUACAAAAGGGAUACAUUUGGCAACUGCAAAUUUGCAUUAUGUGACAGGUGUGGGACUUGAUAAAAUUGACUGAUUAUCUUACUGAGAGAAAAGAUGUUGAUCCUUCUAGAAUAGGGAUAACUGGUGAAUCACUAGGAGGUAUAGUAAUUUUCUUGUAUACUUAAAUCAAUCUAAAAAAUCAUCAUGUCUUUCUUCAGUCUAAGGGUAUAACAUGAAUGGCUUAAAAUCUGAUUCAUUGGGCUUGUAUCUGCCAGUUUUCUGGUUUCUAAGCCGAUCUCAAAUAACUGGGAAAAGGCUUGGAUGUGAUGAUGAUCAGUUUUCUAGGUUCUGAGGACUGGUGGUUUUGGCUUUUUAAGGAACAAUUCUAACAUGAAUUGGAAAAAGUCAGUGGCCCAUUUGAUUUCAGAAAAGCAUGGUAUGGUGGGCUAUGAAAAACCGUAGUCCAGUGGGGUUGUCACUGCCAUGUGAAAUGGCAACCGGUGAUGGGGAGAAGUGUGACCCAUUUUAAAUCACACUUAAUCAGGUCAUCAAUGUCUGAUCAAAUGGGCGGUGAUGGCGAGAGAGUAGGACCCACCAUUGGGGUCAUGUCCUGUUCUUGUAGGUCUCACUCUAUCUUCAUCACCUCCAUCAUUUUAGUGGAUGGUAAGGACCCAAAUCGACGAUGAUUUUUCAUUGUCCAUUUCCUUGUUGAAUAUUUACAAUUCAUAUUUUUUUAUUUUUCUUUUUUCUUUGCAGGCAUGCAUGCAUGGGUUGCAGCUGCCGCAGAUACUCGUUAUGCAGUAGGUGUCCCCAUAAUUGGUGUACAGAAGCACGGACGGAUCUAUAUAAAAGUGAGAUUGAUAGCGAAAUAGUGGAGAAGGUUUGGGAUCAGAUUGCCCCAGGUGUAGCGCACGAGUUUGAUGCACCUCAUUCAAUUCUAGCAAUUACACCACGCCCUCUCUUGAUUCUAAAUGGCGAAGAAGACCCUCGAUGUCCUGUUGAAGGUUUGCAAAGUGCAAUGGAAAGAGUGGUUGAGGCAUAUUAUCUGGCCAAAUCUCCUGGGAAUUUCAAGUUCAUAUCUGAACCAGGAAUUGGGCAUGAGAUGACGCCCUUGAUGGUGAAAGAAGCAAGCAAUUGGUUUGACAAGUUUCUCAACUGACAUACCUCAACACCCAAAAGCAUCAACUUUGCAUUUAUUUAUAUAAAUAAAGUUUAUAUAAAUACAGAUAUAAUGACUUGCACCAUAUAUGGUGGAGGGCUUUGAAAAAGCAAUGUAGAACCUUAUAAACACAAACUACAAUAUAUAGGGAGUUACCUGAUAUUUAUGUGUGAUCAA
This is a messenger RNA of Amborella trichopoda, 2987 nucleotides long. NCBI's taxonomy places the organism in Eukaryota, Viridiplantae, Streptophyta, Magnoliopsida, Amborellales, Amborellaceae. The record is from RefSeq and is a predicted model, not a curated record.